AGUAGAUCAGGUUCUUUCAAUGCCCCGUAACAGAUUAAGGUCUCACCACACCGCAGAAGACCCCACCAAGCAUGCUUUUAUUUAUCCAGUAUUACAGGCGCCUUUAGUGGCCGCGCAAAACGGAAAGACGGCUUAUCAUCCUUUCACACUAGGGGACAUACAUGCGCUGAUCGAUAAAAUGCCGUUGCCUACUGAGGGAGGGAGACAUUGGAUGCGAAGGUUUGCGGACAUGGCUGUAGGACAGACUAUCUGUCUGGGAGAUUUCAGGAGAAUACUAGCACAACAGACUUCCUAUUAUGAGGUAGAAAGAGUUGAGGAUAGAUCAGGAACAUCGACAAUGAAAGAUGACGUGCCUAUUUCCUUUGACGAUGUUCACAGCAAGCUGGGCAAAGCAAUGAGAGAGCAUUUCCCACAGACAGGGGGAGGUUACGGAUCACUGUCAUUUACAUUUACACCUGGAGAGGCUGCAGCAACCAUGUUGCUCAGGGCACGCCAACAAUACACAAUGGCAACUGACUACAGUCCAGAUAAUAAUGACCAACAUAUACAGAUGUUCCGUAAAGCAGUGCUUGCAGCAGUGCCGAAAGAAAUUAAAAGUCUGAUGGAGGACAAUCGAGAGGUAGAUCAGUUAAACACACAGACGUGGGAACGUCAUUUAGCCCAUCAUUUGAGUAAAUUCAACAAACAACAUACAGAGGUUAAAACUGAGGAAGAGGAGUUGAAGGUGCAGUUACUGCGAACGCAGCUGGAAAUAGCCCGGAAAACAGUUCAGAAUGACAAAAAGAAUGCCAAACAGUUGAUUGUUCACCCAGUAGCGCCGGCCGCGCAGCCACAGGGGCAGCAAAACCCAAAAGGGGGCCUUUCCAACCAGGGUCCGCCCUAUAGUCAGCCCCAAUUUGGCUACAAUAAUAGCUCUUGGCGACAGAGGGGCGGGUUCAGAGGAGGGGUCAGAGGUCGAGGUGGCUUUGGGAUGACUCCUAGAUUGGAAUACGUGAAGGUGUGUUUCAUUUGCGGACAGCCAGAUCACUGGUUCAAGCAGUGCCCACAUGGAGCCCCACCUGGAAGGGGGCGGGCUAAAGGGGGGAACGGAUCGGAGAGACCAUAUAUCCAGACACCCCAGGAGGCUGUCCCAUUGCCGCAACAACCAAACCAGGGUCACAUUGCCCCUAAUGCUAUGGCCGCCCCCUAUGGCCAGUUUGUCCUGUAUGAGGGGGAAUACUACGAAGAAUGAAGACGCCCAGGGAACCCUGGAUGUACGGGCCUGGCGGAUCCAUACAUUAAUAUGACUGUUAAAGACUCAAACCUACCAUUCCUUGUUGAUUCAGGAGCAAGAUAUUCCACCAUCAAUUCUCCCGUCUUCAAGGCGUCCAAAACAUCUACAACAGUCUCAGUCAUAGGGUUUUCGGGAAAAAUAGAGAAAAUACCGCUUUCCACGCUGUUAUCCACCAAGAUAGCAGGACAGACAUUCUUACACCAGUAUAUUCUUGCACCAAAAAGCCCGGCUAACCUCAUGGGUAGGGAUAUUCUGAUCAAAGCGAAUGCCUCCAUCCUCUGUUCCCCGGAUGGACUGAUAAUAUCAUUCCCAAAUGGCACAACCAUCAAUUGUUCGUUAUCUACCAUAAAAUCAGGUUCUCAGAUGAUGUUGGCCCAGUCCACUGAGGCAGAAGCAACCCAACAUGCCACUAUAUUCUGGGGACUGUUGGACCGACCUCGGGACAACACACCUGGACUGUAUUCCAUUUUUCAACAAUGGAAGCCAUGGAUUAACCUCCUCAGGCCUUAUGGCCCCCCUCCAGACCCCCUCCACCUGACGCUGAAUUAUGAUAGAAGAGACGACCUAAGUUAUGAAUAUGAGUAUGAUAAUGAGGUGUCUAUGGCCGUGUGGGACGUUACCACGACAAAUCUCUUUGUGGGACAGGCGGGUGUGGCUGCGUCGGUUGAGCUCUCUGAUGAACAACUGUAUUGGUACCGUUUGUCUGCUGAGUCCACACCACACAUUACAUUAGCUAUCAGAAAGGGUUAUGAAGCUAAAGAACUUGGUCCCAUGGUAAAGACGCUGCUAGAAGUCGAAGAUUGGGAACCUACGCAGAUCGCAGCACUGACAUACUCUCCCUCACACAGAGCGUAUCGUCUUAAAAUCUACACACAAGAAUGCAUCCACAUGGAAAGACACGAAGUAGAUAGACAUCAUGGUAGGGAAAAAACUGACCAUGCAUAUACAGUUGACAUGUUGCGUGAUCUCCCGUCUGACCUGUGGGCGUCGCACUCUCAUGAUGUAGGUUUCUGCUUGAAAGCCACACCAGUAACAUUUGAGGUGAGCAGCUCUGUGCCUGUGAGCCGGUCACAAUACCCGAUCAAGCCACAGGCAAAAGGGGGUGUUGACAAGGCAGUUGAGGGACUGAAGAAAGCAGGGGUGUUAGAACCCUCACAAAGCCUUUGGAAUACCAUACUUCCUGUAUCAAAAUCUAGCGGGGAGUACAGAAUGGCUCAUGAUUUGAGAACCAUUAAUGCUAUUACGACUACAGCUCUGAUACCAGUUCCUAACCCCUACACGGCUAUCUGUAAUGUCUCACCUGAACAUACAUGGUUCACCUGUAUUGACCUAGCCAACGCUUUCUUCUGCAUACCUCUGGCAGAGAGUAUGAGACCUAUUUUUUCUUUUACAAUAGGAGGGGAGAAACUACAAUACACAAGACUACCACAAGGCUUCAGUUUGUCUCCAGGAAUAUUCAACAAAGUGCUCAGGGAACAGCUAGAGGGCGUUACAUUGCCAGUGGGGGUAGUAUUAAUACAGUAUGUAGACGACCUUCUCAUCGCAGCACCUUCUGCAGCCUCUUGUUUGGAGGCCACCAGACAUCUACUGGUGCGCCUCCACACAUCAGGGUUCAAAGUCUCCAAGAAAAAGCUACAAUGCACCCGUAAAGAGGUGACAUUUUUGGGCAGAGUGAUUUCCCCAGCAGGCACGGGCAUGUCAGCAGCGCAUCAGGAACACAUUUUGAACCACCCGAAACCCAAGACAGUCAAAGACAUGUUGUCUUUUUUGGGCCUCACAGGCUACAGCAGACACUACAUCCCAGAGUAUAACCCAAGAACAGCUGAACUCAGAAAACUCAUCAACGAGAAAGGCAUGCGCAAUCUCACUGCCACACUAGACUGGACACAAGCGGCAGAAGCUGCGUUCAUUUCUCUCAAACAAUCCAUGUCCCAAGUCACGGCUCUUGCCGCUGCAUCCUAUGCAUUACCAUUCUUUCUUGAUGUUUCUGAAAAUGAAGACACAGUAAAUGGGAUUCUUUUUCAGAAAAAGGGGGGUUGUAGGACAAUAUUGAUGUAUGUCAGUGUUACACUGGACAGAGUGGAAAACAGAGAACCUCCCUGCAUGAGACACGCGGCAGGUACAGCACGUAUCUUAAACAAGAUUUCACACAUUGUGAUGGGCCAUCCUUUGAUGACAACACACAGCAUUGUCUCUUUUGUGAACUCAAGUGCAUUCACAAUGACUUCAACGAGACAAACAAGGCUGGAGAAAACUCUGACAAAGGCACACAUCACAUACACACACGAAGGAGUUAACAGCGCAGACACCAUAGGUAGCGGAGAGCCCCAUAGGUGUGAGGAAAGAAUCAUUCAAGAUGUGAAGCUAAGAAUAGAUCUCAGAGACGAGCCCAUCCCACAGGCAGAAAACCUGUUCACAGACGGCUGUUGUUUUAGACACCCCCAAAACGGCCUCCAAGCAGCCUAUGCCGUGGUAAAACAAAAACCUGAGGGAAACUUUGAGGAAGUAUCAGCUGGGGAAGUAACAGGGAAAGUAUCAGCACAGUUGGCAGAAGUAAUGGGAGUCAUUGCAGCAUUAGAGCUAUCAAAAGGAAAGGAUGUAAACAUCUACACUGAUUCAGCAUAUGUCCACGGCGUAAUUCACGUGGAAAUGCGACAAUGGUUGAGAGCAGGAUUUGUAACGUCCACAAAUACCCCCAUCAAACAUGAGAAAGAGAUCAAAAGGCUUGCAGAAGCAGUAAUGUUGCCCAACAAGUUAGCUUUACUUAAGUGUAAAGGUCACAACGUAGAAAACAACUACUUGGCGUGGGGUAACAAUGCAGCGGACAAAGCAGCUAAAGAAAAGGCAGGAUAUACACCAUGGUAUCAAAUGCUUGUCUUAAAAUCCGCUGACUUGCUGCCCGCAAUAACAGAUGAGACGCUUAAAGAAGCUCAAGAAGCGGGGUCUCCUCAAGACAAAAAACUAUGGUCAAACCGGGGAGCUACCAACAAAGAGGGGAUAUGGUACUCCCCAGAUGGGAGACCGGUUAUACCCCCAGAGUGGAUAAGAUCCAUGCUUAAAGAAGCACACGGCCCAACGCAUUGUGGUAAAACUCAGAUGAACAGGCACCUGACCCACUGGUGGCACCCAUACCUACCAGACAUGAUAGCAAAUCACCUAGAAGAGUGUGUAAUUUGCUUAACCCAUAACAUCAGAGCCACUGUGAAACCACACCAGGGAAAGUUUCCUUUACCUAAGAUGGCAGGAGAAGAAAUCAUCAUUGACUACACUGACAUGAUUGACAAAGUAAGAGGAUUCAGAUAUUUGUUAGUAGUAGUAGAUGGAUACACAGGUUGGCCAGAAGCUAUCCCUUGCAGAAGAGAAGAUGCAGACUCAGUGAUCAAAUUCCUAGUCACGCAUUACAUUCCAUUACAUGGAUUUCCUAGGAAAGUGAGGUCAGACAAUGGCAGCCAUUUCAAGAACCAUGACCUACGCACAGUAGAAGAGUCCCUAGGACUAAGACACAGUUUUGGAGCAGUUUAUCAUCCACAGUCUCAGGGAAAAGUGGAAAGGAUGAACCAGAACUUAAAACAAAAACUCAGCAAAGCAUGUGAAGAGACGGGCAUGAAAUGGGUAGACGCAUUGCCUCUGGCUCUUAUGUCAAUCAGGAGCUCCAUUAACAAAGGGACAGGUUUCUCUCCAUUUGAGCUCACUUAUGGUCACCAGUUCCCAGGUCCAGGAGCCCUAAGUGUAGGAAAGGAAGUAGAGGUUCUGAGUUCGAAACCAUACUUCCAGCAACUUAAGGGAUUAGUGGCAGAUUUUUCCACCCAGGUUGCAGAGGCAAAAGGGGGACCCGAGAAACACGAAGCGAACACUGCGGAGUUCGUCUGGCUGAAAGCGAUCAGACCCAAGUGGCUGAGACCCAGGUUCUCUGGACCCCAUCGGGUGAUGCAGAGGACAUCUCACGCUGUCCGCUUGGAAGGGAAAGGAGACAUCUGGUACCACUGGAAUCAGUGCGCAGUGGGGAAACCUCCGGGAAGGACCCUAGACGACAUCAUCACGGACGUGGUCCGCGCAGAGGAGGAGGAACCAGAGGACAACACUCCUAUCACCGACCCAGAAGUCGCCAUAAGCGGGCGGGCUGAAGAGGACGUCGAGGAACGGCCCUGAGGGAACGAGGCAGAGCGGGGUGGAUCAACGCUUCCAGAUGGCGUCUGUCUCCUCCACCGGAGGCUGGCGUGUGAAAGCUGUCAUCAUCCUCCUCGUGCUGGGCCUGCUGUACCUGUCCAAGGUAGCCCCGCUGUGUGCAUCUGGACCCGGUGACAACAUUACCUAUUGACGCAGCAACCACUGUGGCCCAGACUCUGAGGGCAAAAUCACACCAACGGGCCAAUCAGUGCCUAGCGACAAAGACAGGUUGUUUCCAAUCACCACACUAACAUUCAGUACAAUGAGAGAGAGCCACAGAGAGAGAAGAAGGAGGAAUGCCCCUCUCUCUGCUCACGAACCACAGAAGGUUUCUUUUGACUGCCCAACUGCAAUAUGUAACUCACCAAACUGUGUUAUUACGUACCCUGUGUUUUUAAGCAAGGGUGGCGACUACACGGUGUGGGAAGCGUAUCCAGGGACGCAGUAUCAGGAGUUCCGGGUCUCGUCAAGGAUGGUAAGAAUAACACUCAACACCAUUGCAAAUAUGCCCCCAGAACUGUGGUGUAGCACGGCAGAACAGUUAAAAUAUGAGUCCCAGUGCACGGCACGGAAGCCAGAUUACAAAGCUCCCAAUUCGGGGGUCACUGGAUGUGCAUUUAUUGAACCAGAGCAUGAAACAGAUUUUUCUAAUUUAGGGGUCGCCGGACACGCCUCUAUUAGAACAUAUAUUGAACCAUAUCAUGAAACAGGUUUUCCGGAAAAAGCCCUAAUAUCCACUCCACCUAAACAAACAGGAGAGGAUGUAGAUUCUUCAAAAAAGGCCUUAAUCGCUCCACUUAAACAAACAGGAGAGAAUGUAGAUUCUUCAAAAAAGGCCUUAAUCGCUCCACCUAAACUAACUAAAACCAAUUCGGCAAUGAGUUUAAUGUUAGACUAUGCACAUGAACGCAAUGUUAGCAACUGUUGGCUGUGCCAAAACAUGCCAGAAUCCGUACAUUCUCCCAUGUUUAGCCCAAUUCCUUUCACGAAAGCUGACUACGGUUUGGUUAGCUGGAAUGACAUAGCAUCCCGCAUUGGAGAUGAGGCCGAGGAUUGUUACACUCCUUCGUAUCCAAUAAACUCUGAGAAACCUCUACAAUACAAGGGUUUAAUCUCGCUCAUUGUUGAGACAGUAAAUAAAGAUUACCUGCCAGAGGGGUUCAAACAGUUGACGGUCCUAAGACUAAUAUAUGUGAAGAAAUAUAUUAACCUAGCUUUUGAAUACAGAUUCCAAUUAGCUCUAGCCCAGACUAAUUGCUCGGUUAACUUUACCAGUCCAAUAUGUACACUGCAACCACACACUCCAUCUUUAUUGGUUGAGGCUUUGGUAACAGUAGUGCCCUGGUUCGGCUCCAGAACAGUGGACUCAGUUGAGGUUAAAAUACAUGACUGUUCGCAGCCAUUACCCUUAGGUAAGUCCCCUACCCGUGACUGUUCUGUCUAUGUUCCCCCAGUUGUAGUACAUGAGUGGAAGAAUGUGUCCAUCUGUUUCCAGAAUGAAAGAGGAUCUCUUACCUCUCCAGAUGUGGGCCACAGCGACUGUAAUACCGUAAUAAAGGUGCAGUUAGCCAGAACGCCCCUCCCGCAGAGGGUUUACUUAGUUUGUGGGGACCGAGCCUAUGGCUGUAUGCCUUAUGACAUUUUCUAUGGCACCUGUUACCUGGCCUAUCUAAUCCCUUUAAUCCGUAAAGUGAAGACUGAUGAGAUUGCAGCUAUACUUCCCUCUCUACAUAGAAACAGCAGGUCGAUUACAGAAGGACAGCGGAUGGCUAGUCUAUUUUUACCAUGGUACGGUAUUUAUGUUUCUCAGCAGGAAAUUGUGGCGUUGUCCAAAGUAGUGGAAAAUCACUUAAAUGCAUCUAACACAGCCAUGUUAGCCGAACAUAAAGAAUUACAGGAGGUUAGGACUGUAGCAUUACAAAAUCGUAUGGCACUGGAUCUUUUAUUAGCCGCCCAGGGGGGCACAUGCAAGGUGAUUGGAUCUGAGUGUUGUUCUUUCAUCUCUGAUGCUACACCUGAGGUCAUGGAUAUGGCUCAUGAUACCGCCAGGGGGAUAAAAGAGUUGCAUGAAACUCAUGGGUUUACCCUUGGGGAUUUAACUGGAACUUUUGGAUCGUGGGGUGCGGGGUUGGUUAAAUUUGCAGUAACCGUUUCAAUGUUUAUCUUAGUUGUGCUAAUUGUGAUAAUCUGCUUGGUCACUGUAGUUAAACUAGCCAUACGAAAGAUGACCAAAACCGCCCUCCAGGCUCCACAGAGACUAGUAGGAUAUUCCACAGUGGAUGACUCCGUGUUGAUGUACGACGCCCAGCUUUCAGAUCCGUGGGGCACAAUCACGGCUUCUGCUCCAUGGGGACCCCCACAAAAUGAAUGACAAGUUGAUUAAAAUUGACACUCAGAAUGUAGAAAAUGUAUAUAGAUUUUACCUUUUCGGGUUUUUACACUACGCAAUAAAUGUCUGAUUCUUCUUUUUCAGAUUUUUAAACAAUGUAUUUGACUAAAAUGAAUGUAUAGAUAAGUGCCUUACUUUUGACUAAAGCGUAGUGAAGUAAUGUUAAAGCUUGAAGACACUGCAAUUUUGCAGAUUACGGAUUAAUCGAAUCACCACUGUGAAUGUUAUACUUUGAACUGUGAAUUUCAACUGGACCUUUACAAUCCAGAUUUUAUACCUCAGGUGGAUUGCUAAUAAUCCUAAAUGUUAAAUGUGUUUUUACUAUAAUUGUCUUGAAGCAAAUCUUUGAGAUGCAAGCUAUUUUUAAAGUUUGUAAUUUGAUGAUUAAGGCGGACUAAAUGAUAAAUGAUAAAAGAGGUUAUUUGGAAACAUAUAUUUUACUAUUUUCUUCUAUAUUUUUUGGUAUGUUUAUUUUUGUGCUAUUGAUGGACGAUUUGUCUAAACACUGAGGAUAUAUUUUGGUAUUUCUACACGGUCAUAUGAAGUUGAUAUGUGGAGCCAUUCCUGAAUGUUUAAAUAGUCUGAAUCCCAGGUUAUAAUGUGAGUGUCUUGAAAUAGUUGAUCUCUUAAAAUGAGACCAAAAGGGGGAUUUGUAGAGUUAUAUUUGUAUUUAUUCAUGUUAGCAAACUAUGGAUAAGCUUAAAAUGGGAAUAAUUUGGGUGGAACUGUGAGCUGGAUGUGGGGCCUGUUGUCAUGUGUUUUUGAGGACAAAGGAAGGUGAGAGCAUGUAUUGAUUUGCAUUCAACUUAGAUCUAGAGAUAAUGGAACUGAGCUACAGUGAUUGGGGAAGUCCAAAAGGGCGGAUCAGAUAAACUAAGAUCUGUGGUAUUUGUGAUCUAAUCAAGGAGGUCCAAAGGGAGGAUCAGAUAACUCCUCCCAUUGUUUAAUAUAAAAACAGAGACACACGCUGUGUUCAGUCUCUUUCCUCUGGCUGGCACACGUGCAGGUAAAUUCGGGAUCCCAAAGGUAAUUUGUAUUAAGUUUGUACUGUAUUGACUGUAUUGCAUUGUAAUAUUACCAUUAAAGUAGAUAUUGUUUA
Messenger RNA from Gymnodraco acuticeps, 8928 nucleotides. RefSeq lists its product as uncharacterized. NCBI's taxonomy places the organism in Eukaryota, Metazoa, Chordata, Actinopteri, Perciformes, Bathydraconidae. Gene Ontology annotation, biological process: proteolysis; DNA integration. The record is from RefSeq and is a predicted model, not a curated record. Gene Ontology annotation, molecular function: RNA-DNA hybrid ribonuclease activity; nucleic acid binding; aspartic-type endopeptidase activity.